AUAUUCUAUACAACUUCGUUCCUCUAUCGAAAUGAUUAUUUUUGGUGUUGUUAAGUAAAUUCGAUUUAAAAUUAAUCAAUUUCUUCCAUAGAUAAGGAUUUUUAAUAACAAUUAACCAUGAAAGUUAUAAUUGAACUCGAAGAAUGCCUUCAGGAUUCCCCAAAAUUCAGAUCUGCACUUCAACAAAAUGAAGAUGAUAUAGAUCAGCUUGAACAAAAAUUAGAAAAGUUAAUUAAAUUAUGUAAUAAUAUGGUAGAAACUGGAAAAUCUUUUAUAGCAUCAAAAAAUUCUUUUAUUAAUGGAAUUUGGGAGAUGGUGGUUUAUUUCAAAGAAGAUUUGCCUAUUGUUAGUGCUCUUAGCAAGCUCAACCAAGCAAUGACUGAACUAACAAAGUAUCAUUCAAUUCUUAUUGAUCAAGCGCAGAGAUCAGUUGGAAAAAAUUUACAAAAUUUUGUUAAGAAUGAUAUAAGACAAGCAAAGGAAUCAAAACGUUACUUUGAAAAAAUUGGAGAUGACUUAGAUAAUGCUUUAAUUAGAAAUUCUCAAGCUCCUCGAAGUAAAACACAUGAAUGUGAAGAUACAAGUAGCAUACUAGCAGCUGUUAGAUCUUGCUUUCAACACACAGCUCUAGAUUAUGUAUCUCAAUUAAGCUGUUUGCAAUCAAAAAAGAGAUUUGAAAUCCUUGACACAUUUCUCUCAUUAAUGCAUGCAUAUAGUACUUACUUUCAUCAAGGUUGGGAUCUGUUUCAAGAUGUUGAUCCUUUUCUUAAACAUCUUGCAGGAACAUUAGCAGAUUUAAAUGAAGAAACAACCAAAAUGGAAAAGCAGUUAGAUGGUCGACAUACUUUAGUUACUUCUAAAGAUAUUGUACCAGUUUUGAUAAGAGAUGAAAAUUUAUCAAAUGGCAUUAAAUUAGAGGGAUAUUUGUUUAAGCGUACUUCAAAUGCUUUUAAAACAUGGAACAGAAGGUGGUUUGCAAUUCGAAAUAAUCAAUUAGUUUAUAGAAAACGAAGUAAUGAUGAUAUACCAACUAUAAUGGAGGAGGAUCUCAGGCUUUGUUCUGUUAAAAUAGCAACUGAUAUUGAUCGUCGAUUUUGCUUUGAAGUAUUAUCACCAACAAAAAGUCACAUGCUUCAAGCUGAUUCUGAAGAAACUUUUCAGCAGUGGGUUUCUGCAUUACAAGAAGGAAUUGACUGUGCAAUAAAUCAUGUACCUCAUGAAGAUAAUGAUAAUAAAUGGCAAGAUGAAAAACAAGAAACGCAAAGUAAUUCUGAUAGUUCAUUAAGUAUCAAUGAGUCCAAACUUACAGCACCUGUGAAACCCCCAAGAGCUCAUAGUCAAAUCCUUUCAAUUCCUGGAAAUGAACUGUGUUGUGACUGCAAAUCUCCAGAUCCUCGCUGGGCCAGUAUUAAUUUAGGAAUUACAUUAUGUAUUGAAUGCUCAGGAAUUCACAGAAGUUUAGGUGUCCACGUUUCAAAAGUGCGUUCACUAACUUUAGAUACUUGGGAACCAGAAAUUCUUAAAGUGAUGGCAGAACUUGGUAACACAAUAGUGAAUCGCAUUUAUGAAGCUAAUGUUGACACUUCUGUAGAGCGUGCAACUCCUGAAAGCUCCAGAAAUAUUCGAGAAGCUUGGAUCAAAGCCAAGUAUGUAAAAAAACAGUUUGUGAAACCGCUGCCAGGUGUCGAUUCUUCCAUCGUUGACACCAAUGUACAAGGAUCUGAUACAAAUAAGAUUAUUCGUAAUGUACCUCAGAGAUGGAGUGUCCGCAAAGUGCAUAGACGCCGUCGAACGGUUUCUGCUUUAAAGAAGAAAGAAAAUCAAGAAGAAAAUACAGAAAAAUCAUUAUCUGAUACUCCUAAAGAAAAUUCUUCAGAAAUAUCAAAUAAAGAACCUGAAUCUAUAAUCACAAUAAAUAAUAAAAAUAAGGAAUACAACAAUCAAAACAGUGAUGCUGAUAAUAAAACAUUGGAAGACGUAUUAAUUUUUGGGGAAACCGAGGAUGUAAUUCAUUCAAAUUUAGAUUUUGAUAGUGCUGAUGAAUCUCCUACAAUUGAUGAAGUAGAAGACACAUUAGAAGAUAUUUCUAAGUUACAUCCAGACCUCCUUUUAUAUAGAGCUGCUGCAGCACAUAAUCUUCCUGUCAUGUGUGAAGCAUUUGCUCAUGGUGCUAAUCCAAAUUGGAAAAAUAAGGAAGAUAAUGGAAAAUAUCCUCUUCAUCAAGCAAUUCAAAGUGGUUCGAUAAUGGCUUGCGAGUAUCUGUUGUUAAACAGUGCAAAAUGCAAUAAUCAAGACGACAACGGACAAACCAUAUUGCAUUUGGCCACUACGUUUGGACAUACGGGUCAAGUUUGUUUGCUGUUGAAGAGAGGUGCAGAUCAAAGCAUGUUGGAUGCAACUGGUAAAAAUGCUCUUGCAUUAGCUAUGCAGGAUGCUAAUGCAGAUAUUGUCACUUUAUUACGAUUAGCUAAGUUAAAUGAAGAAAUAAGAAGAGACGAAUUUGGAAAUCCAGGAGACGAAACGUUCAACGAAGUCGUAAAAGAUUUCUCGCACAUGGCUUCGCAUAAUCCCGAGAAGCUUCGUCGUCCUCCCACUACCACAGAGUAGUUUCGUAAUCCGCUUGUAGCCUCGUUUUUAAUAAGAUUGCUCAUUAUUAUGCCAAAUAUAAUUUAUUUGCGUCGGUUAAUUUACCGAGCGAUACUUGUGCUAUAUAGACUACGGAGAUUAGAAAAACCCCCAUUAAAAAAUUCAUUUUACAAUCAAAUUUAUAAAUCUCAUUACCGCAACCCCCGGUGUUUCGAACAACCUUUAUGUAUAUUUGGCCAAAUUUAUUGAUGUUUUGUGCCAUCAGUAUUCAAUUUGACAUUCCAUGUUCUAAAAUAUUUUGCCAUAUAUAUUUAAUCCAGUACUUAUUUGUUUACACUUGUAAAAAUUCAGUAUUACUGUUGUUUUUUUAGAUCAAAUUUUGAUGCCCGUAUUACGAUUGUGAUAGUAUGUAUAUAAAUUUUACUUUGUACAGCACCUAGCUCGAUGUCUUUUCCUUCCGUAGACAAAAUUUGUUGCUACAAGCGUGCUUUGACUUUUUAUGUCGUCCCAGACCUUCGCACGAAAAAUAGAGAUCAUGUUAAAUAUGUAUAAACCAAAACAAUAGAGCUUUAAUAAAAAG
Messenger RNA from Centruroides sculpturatus (bark scorpion), 3166 nucleotides. It is a transcript of the gene CenB1A, whose product is annotated as arf-GAP with coiled-coil, ANK repeat and PH domain-containing protein 2-like. NCBI's taxonomy places the organism in Eukaryota, Metazoa, Arthropoda, Arachnida, Scorpiones, Buthidae. Gene Ontology annotation, cellular component: cytoplasm. Bases 118 to 2607 code for a protein of 829 amino acids. The transcript is spliced from 24 exons. Gene Ontology annotation, molecular function: protein binding; GTPase activator activity. The record is from RefSeq and is a predicted model, not a curated record.